AUGACACAAGUAGAUAUCCCACGUGAAGUGAUCAAUAAAUUAAUGUUUUUCACUGCUGCGAUGGUAAUAUUUCCAUUAGUUACUUUUUUUGCAACUCAAUAUUAUACUACAAAUACUAUUGUAUCCGGUGGUUUAGCUGCAUUGGCUGCGAAUAUAGUUUUAGUCAGCUAUUGUGUCGUGGCAUUCACCGAGAAACUACCUAGUGCUGACGGCGAGGAAACUUCAGAAAUGAAGGAUAAAAAAGAAAAAUAA
Messenger RNA from Saccharomycodes ludwigii, 252 nucleotides. It is a transcript of the gene VMA21, whose product is annotated as Vma21p. The transcript has a single exon. Gene Ontology annotation, cellular component: endoplasmic reticulum membrane. Lineage: Eukaryota; Fungi; Ascomycota; Saccharomycetes; Saccharomycodales; Saccharomycodaceae. The record is from RefSeq and is a predicted model, not a curated record. The coding region runs from base 1 to 252 and encodes 83 amino acids. Gene Ontology annotation, biological process: vacuolar proton-transporting V-type ATPase complex assembly.